Molecule: messenger RNA, 2169 nt
Organism: Thlaspi arvense
Lineage: Eukaryota; Viridiplantae; Streptophyta; Magnoliopsida; Brassicales; Brassicaceae
Source: the annotation of a GenBank genome assembly
AUGGCGUCCCUGAGUGGUAGAAAAAUUGCUAUGCCACCAUGUGUUUUGGAGGAAACACAGUAUAUCUUUCCCGACGGAUCACCUACCCUCGUGGAGUUGUUGAAAGACUGCGACAGUUUCCGGAAGGGAGAUUCCGGCUCCGUCACCAGAAGCCACGAUCCAGCUCAUCACAUAAUAGAUGUCGACGCCUUACACGUACGUCCCGUGCCGUUCGUCUUAGCAUUUAACAAUCUCGAGUACGACGUCACACUUCGCCGGCGGUUUGAUUUCUCCCGGCGAAGCUCCGUUUCGGUGAAGACUCUACUCGAUGAUGUUUCCGGCGAGGCUUGCGACGGCGAUAUCCUCGCCAUUCUCGGUGCAAGCGGAGCCGGGAAAUCGACUCUGAUCGACGCAUUGGCGGGACGGGUUGCAAAGGAGAGUUUAAGAGGCACCGUAACUCUAAACGGAGAGAAGGUUCUGCAAUCUCGGUUGCUGAAGGUGAUAUCGGCGUACGUGAUGCAAGACGAUCUCCUCUUCCCGAUGCUCACCGUGAAGGAAACUCUCAUGUUCGCUUCCGAGUUUCGUCUCCCGAGAAGCUUGCCAAAAUCGAAGAAGAUGGAGCGUGUUGAAGCCCUAAUCGACCAGUUAGGGCUCAGAAACGCGGUGGAUACAAUCAUCGGGGACGAAGGACACCGUGGAGUCUCCGGCGGGGAGAGACGGCGCGUCUCAAUCGGGAUCGACAUCAUCCACGACCCGAUCGUCUUGUUCCUCGACGAGCCUACGUCGGGACUGGAUUCGACCAACGCGUUUAUGGUGGUGCAGGUUCUGAAACGAAUCGCUCAGAGUGGCAGCAUCGUAAUUAUGUCGGUCCACCAGCCUAGUGCUCGGAUCGUUGAUUUGCUUGAUCGUCUAAUCAUCUUAUCUCGCGGCAAGAGUGUGUUCAACGGAUCUCCGGCUAGUCUUCCUUCUUUCUUCUCCGAGUUCGGUCGUCCCAUACCGGAGAGAGAGAACAUCACGGAGUUCGCACUUGAUCUGAUUCGAGAGCUUGAAAGAUCCAACGAAGGAACAAGAGAGCUAGUGGAAUUCAACGAAAAGUGGCAAAAGAAGCAAUUUUCUCGAGCCACGCCACAAGAUGAAUCUCACCAAGCCUUGUCUCUAAAAGAAUCCAUCGAUGCAAGUGUCUCUAGAGGCAAACUCGUCUCAGGCUCCUCCGGAUCCAACCUCAUGUCCAUGGAAACAGUAUCCUCAUACGCAAAUCCAUCAUUCUUUGAAACAUUCAUCUUAGCCAGACGGUACAUGAAGAACUGGAUCCGGAUGCCCGAGCUCGUAGGGACACGGAUCGGUACGGUCAUGGUGACCGGUUUCCUCUUAGCCACUGUGUAUUGGAGCCUAGACAACACUCCAAGGGGUGCACAGGAGAGAUUGACCUUCUUCGCGUUCGUCGUGCCAACAAUGUUCUACUGUUGUUUAGACAACGUCCCUGUUUUUAUCCAGGAACGAUUCAUUUUCUUAAGAGAGACAACGCACAACGCAUACAGAACAUCUUCGUACGUCAUAUCUCAUUCUCUCGUGUCCCUGCCUCAGCUAAUUGCCCCGUCCAUUGUAUUUGCCUCAAUCACAUUCUGGACCGUUGGUUUGAGCGGCGGGUUACAAGGCUUCUUCUUCUAUUUACUCAUCAUCUACGCUUCGUUUUGGUCUGGAUCCUCUGUUGUCACAUUCAUAUCUGGUGCUCUUCCGAAUAUCAUGUUAAGUUACAUGGUCGCCAUUUCCUACCUCGCCUACUGUUUACUAUUGAGUGGUUUCUACGUAAACCGAGAUCGUAUACCGAUCUACUGGAUGUGGUUUCAUUACAUUUCACUGGUCAAGUAUCCCUACGAGGCUGUCUUGAUCAACGAGUUUGAUGAUCCGUCUCGUUGCUUUGUUGAGGGAGUUCAAGUAUUCGACGGAACUCUUCUCGGAGGAGUGUCUAAUUCGGGAAAGGUUAAGCUCCUUGAAACUCUGGGUAGAUCACUGAGGACGAAGAUAACGGAGUCCACUUGCUUGAGGACUGGGCCUGAACUACUUGCACAGCAGGGUAUUACUCAGUUGAGCAAGUGGGAUUGCUUGUGGAUUACGUUAGCCUGUGGCCUCUUUUUUAGGAUCUUGUUUUACUUUGCUUUGCUCUUUGGGAGCAAAAAUAAGAGGACGUGA